GGAAAAACCGCGAGAUCACCUGACUACCGCCCGGACUUCCUCAAAGUGUAAACAUUUACUCGCAGGAGAGCGCAAAGUUGCUCGGCAGGCUACGGAGGAAAUAUCGCACCGCUCAUGAGACCAUGCCGUGUUUAAACCUGAAGACAUGCCUCUCGUCCGUGAUAUGAAAGCAGCUUUGUACCUAUGAAGCGCUGAGAGGUCCGGUUGGUGUUGCUGUGUGGGAAUGGGUGCUUUCCCUCGCUGGUCCAAAUGGAGAGUAAAGGGAGCGACGAGGUGGAAAAACUGAAGACAAAGUUCAUGUCAGUGUGGCACAAUGUGAAGUACAGUUGGGCUCUCAAAUCCAAGACUUCAUUCAGCAGAAACUCUCCGGUGUUUCUUUUGGGGAAGUGCUACCAUUUUAAGGCAGAAGAUGACGACUGCCCUGAAGACGGCGCCGAAGGCUCUGAUGAGGACUUUGUCAUGGGGAACGUGGAGGCCUUUCGGAAGGAUUUUGCAUCGCGUGUGUGGCUGACAUACCGGGAAGAUUUCCCUCCGCUGCCAGGCAGCAGCCUGAUCUCGGACUGUGGCUGGGGCUGCAUGCUGAGGGCCGGACAGAUGAUGCUGGCUCAAGCUCUUGUUCUGCACUACCUGGGCAGAGACUGGACUUGGCCAGAGGCACUCACACUCCCCCCCUUAGACGCAGAGACCCGGACCACAACAGCCGCCAAGCGUCUUGUCGCCUCUCUAGAGGCUUCUCUGCAGGGCACCCCCAAGACUUCUAGCAUUGGACCGUCUAUUGGACCUCAAGCUCAGACAUUGGGAUCAGCAGAAGAAGCAGAUGCACAUUUAAAGGAGACGUACCAUCGAAAUCUGGUGUCCUGGUUUGGGGACGUUUCCUUGGCUCCGCUGGGCCUGCACAGACUUGUCCGUUUAGGACUGACGAUGGGAAAACAGGCGGGGGACUGGUACGGUCCAGCUGUGGUAGCACACAUCUUAAAAAAAGCUGUCAAGGAAGCGACGGACCCUGGCUUGGCGGGUAUAACUGCCUACGUCUCCCAGGACUGCACAGUGUACAGUGUUGAUGUUGUGGAGUGCCACAAGGUGCCAAGCACAGAGGAAACCUCAGAUGAGACACCAGAGAGCCCUCCUGUCGCACAGACCAGCCAACCCUCACCUGCUCCCACGCUGCCAGAGGACCGAGCCGUCAUCAUCCUCAUCCCUGUGAGGCUGGGGGGGGAAAGGACCAACCCGGAGUAUUUUGACUUUGCAAAGAGCAUACUGAGUCUGGAGUACUGCAUAGGCAUCAUCGGAGGGAAACCCAAGCAGGCCUGCUACUUUGUGGGAUUUCAAGAUGACAGCUUGAUUUACAUGGACCCUCAUUACUGUCAGUCUUUUGUGAAUGUCAGCACCAGCGAUUUCCCUCUCCAGUCAUAUCAUUGCCCCUCACCAAAGAAGAUGCCUUUCAGCAAGAUGGACCCAAGCUGCACAAUUGGUUUCUAUUCCAAAAGUGUUCAAGACUAUGAGCGGAUCAGGGAGGAGCUGUCCAAGUUGCUGCAGCCGUCAUCGAAGGACAAAUAUCCAGCGUUUACCUUCGUGCAAGGUCGCAGCACAGACCACGACCUGUCGUCAGACCUGAACACAGAGAAGCGGGAAUGGCCUUUCAUUCGGGACACGCGCAGAACCGUCACCACCGCCGGAGACUUUGUGCUGCUUUGAAACCCAAGUUUGCGGUACAAGGUUCUCUGAUUGCUUGAAAUCCACUGCAUCACGUCUGUGUUAGGAUUGGGUGGUUAAGUGGCUAAUCUAAAACUACAUUAAUCCAGUUUUUACAUCCUAGAGAUACUGAUCCUGAACCAAAGGGUUGUCUGGUUCGGCCUGGCAAUGUGAAUUAUUUGGUUAUACUGAAUUAUUUGCAAGAAGAUAUUUUGACAUUAUUUGUUCUAUUGAGUCGAAGUUCAUGACAUUUUGUAGUGCAGUAGAAUUAAGAACAAAUUUAUUGUAUUUUGCGUCACUAUUUGUAUUUUUGUAGUCAAGGCUUAUGUCAAAAUUUAUUGAGACAUCAUAUGUUGACAGAAGUGGAGUCUCAUCUGUAAAAUUAACUUGAUGUUUAAAAAAAUAAUAAAAAAUUGAAAGGGCAUAACCAUUUUUUUACAGUAGAUAUAAGCACAGCCUGUACUUAUUUGGUUUGAUUUUUUUUUUCUGCUUAUGAUAUAGUUGAAUUGUUUAGCAUCCACACCAUAUCUGAACUAUACAAGCAGUGUGAAUAAUAAUUAAAAGUGUACGGAAUAAAAUAACAGACAAGAGUUUAGAAAAAAAAGCUAUAAAUCAAAUAUUUUCUAUUUUACAGAUGAGACCCCAGGUGUAGGUUUUUUUUUUUUUGUUUUGUUUUGUUUUUUUGUUCUAAAGAGAUAUUUGUAAAAGUAUAACUAGGUCACAUUCUUUCAAGAUAAACAGCAUUAUGCAGAAGUGUUUGAAAUAAGGGUGAAAUAAGGACUAGAGCAGCAUUCUUCAUACUUUCUAUAAUAAAUACCACUGGAAUGAAAGUCAGGUUGUACCAACUUAAAACAGUACAACCAGAAUUGGACCUUCAAUUUUUGUGAUUUAUCAGACAAAGCCACAAAAUGUUAUCUAAUGGCACUACAUGAUUAGUUGAACCAUAAUAAGUAUAUAGUGGGUUAUUGUUAUGGGUCCUUUUUAUUCAGAAGUUUGUAAAAUUCACAAGGAAGUUUCAAGUCAGAAUUUCAAGGAGAACACCGACCGUGGCAUAAGAAUUCAAUAUGGCCGCCUUGCAUAUAAAACUUAAUGAUAGCAGCAGAAAAACAACAUAAAAACCCGUUAAAAAAACUGUUUAUAAACGUAUAGCACUGUAAACACUGUUCUGUGUGCAACAUGCAGAGAAUCAACUUGUUAGCAGCUCAUAAUCACUGAGCAAAUAAACUGCGUUUUUAAACUUGAAACUGGAAAAGUUAGUUGGGUUUGAGAAUAGAAUAAACCAGAGAAUAAAUGGCCAUCAGGAUUUGCUACUGGCUCACUGUUGUCAUCACUGGUAUUUACCGUGAAAGCAUUUUUUUUUUUUCACUAAAUUGAGAACACUAAAUGAAGAUGAUUUUCUGAAUCAUUAUUUGUAUGCGUUGCAGUCAUAUUGGAUUUCGAGGUCAGGGUUGGUUUUUCACUUGAAGUUCUAGCUUUUGAGGUCGUUCAAAUGAUUUUUACAACUUCAAACUUGGAAACUUCAGCUUCUGGGUACAAAAUGCAACGCAUUACAGCGUCUUUCACGUUAAUAUGAAAGUAAUAUUGUUAUGCCCUAGCACAGCAAGGAGAAUAAGUCCAGGUCCUGUUGUACUGCUGUUUUAAAAUCUCUGUUAAUGUGGGGAUAGUUGGGAAAACUUGGUAUUUACUAAGUUGGGAUGAACAGUGGUACUUGUACCAUUGUUUAGGAAUCACAGAUCUAGUGCUAUUAAGGUGUCUUUGGGGUAAAGCGAGCGUCUUAAAGGGCUAUUUAAUAAUAAAAACGUUUCAUUUCUAUGCUGAGAAAGUUUCCUUCUUCUAGAUUAACUCCUGAAACACUUAUGAAGAAAACGAUGCACACAAUGAAGGAGGCUCUUUGCAAUUCAACGCAAAGUUCAUUUGGAUUACACUAGAAAAUUUUUUUUUCUUUUUACGCAGUAUUAUAUCACCGUAUGACACCAUAUCACACAAAGCGGUAUGGGCUUUGAUCUCUUCUUACCAGGAAGUUUGUUGGCACGAAUCCUGUAUGAAUAAAAAACUUUUUUUUAUUUUGGCUGCAUUUAGCAGCACUGCUGUGCACGUCUUUCACUGUUUCCUCAAAUCAUUUCUACUUAUUUUUUUUUCUCAAUUCCAACAAUGAAUAAGUGAAGGUCAGUUACUGUGCAAUAACAUACAAAUUAAUCUGAAACUAACACGAAGUACACUCGCUAAUGUUUCAGGCUCCAAAGCUCAGCGGAGCUUUUUUGUCACUAAAUAAACACUGUAAAGUUUUAUCAUGUUCUUUCUUCACACAGAAACGUGUUUGUUUGUACAAAUUAACUUUAGAAAUCAUCAAUAAAAUGUUUCAACAUGUUGAGCACAAGAGCUAAAUAAAUGAAUUUAUUUGAAUUUACCAGUUUGCAUUGUUUCUUUUUUUCUGUUCAUGUUGGAGAAUUCCCAGCCGCUCUAAAUAAAAGUUCAAAGAAAA
This is a messenger RNA of Fundulus heteroclitus (mummichog), 4174 nucleotides long. It is a transcript of the gene atg4c, whose product is annotated as autophagy related 4C, cysteine peptidase. The record is from RefSeq and is a predicted model, not a curated record. NCBI's taxonomy places the organism in Eukaryota, Metazoa, Chordata, Actinopteri, Cyprinodontiformes, Fundulidae. Gene Ontology annotation, molecular function: protein-phosphatidylethanolamide deconjugating activity. The transcript is spliced from 11 exons. Bases 250 to 1695 code for a protein of 481 amino acids.